Molecule: messenger RNA, 477 nt
Organism: Saprolegnia parasitica CBS 223.65
Lineage: Eukaryota; Oomycota; Saprolegniomycetes; Saprolegniales; Saprolegniaceae
Exons: 2
Coding region: 1-477 (158 amino acids)
Source: RefSeq, a predicted model, not a curated record
AUGCGCGCGCCGCAUCGGACGCCGCGACUCGUGCGAUAUCGUCGCGCGGCGGUCGAGACGGCGGCCCGCGAAGGCAACCUCGUUUCUGUGUCGCCAGCCGCCGUGCUGGUGCCGCCUCUGGUCGACUGGCGAUGGCCAAAGCUAUCCGAGACCGUGCGGGACCAGCUCGUCGACAUCGACCGCCCAGAGGUGGUAGCCACCGUGGCCAAAGCAGCAAAUGACGAGCCGAUCCACGGCCUUGUCGACGCGACGUGCCUGUGCGAGAGGUGCAAGGGACUGCGCGAGUGGCUUCGGACGUCGCUCUGGAGCGUAACUCUAGGCGCAGGAUUUGUGGACGUCGGCGCCAAGUUCGUCGCGAAGCGCAUGAUGCCGGGCGACAUUGACGACGCGAAGGACGAAUAUCGCAACCCGUUGCCGUCGUGGGCGCCGAUUCUGCAGGCGCGUCUCCACCUCGCAGCCCUUCGUCGGCUUUCGUAG